GUCUCUCAUUGAUGAAUUAUUGUCUCUCACGAUCACUGCUAAUCUCCGGCAGUUGCUAUGGAAGCCAGCGCCGGUCUUGUCGCCGGUUCUCAUAACCGUAAUGAACUUGUCGUCAUUCACAACCAUGAAGAGCCAAAGCCUCUAAAGAAUUUAGAUGGACAAUUCUGUGAGAUAUGUGGAGAUCAGAUUGGUUUGACAGUAGACGGAGACCUCUUCGUUGCUUGCAACGAGUGUGGUUUUCCGGCGUGUAGGCCUUGCUAUGAGUACGAGAGAAGAGAAGGUACACAGAACUGUCCUCAGUGUAAGACUCGUUACAAGCGUCUCAGAGGAAGCCCACGUGUGGAGGGAGAUGAGGAUGAAGAAGAUAUUGAUGAUAUUGAGUAUGAGUUUAAUAUCGAACAUGAACAAGAUAAGCAGAAGCAUUCUGCUGAGGCUAUGCUUUAUGGGAAAAUGAGCUAUGGAAGAGGUCCUGAGGAUGAUGAGAACGGGAGAUUCCCACCUGUUAUAGCUGGUGGAUAUAGUGGAGAAUUCCCUGUUGGAGGAGGCUAUGGGAAUGGAGAACAUGGGCUUCAUAAGCGUGUCCACCCAUAUCCAUCAUCUGAAGCUGGGAGUGAGGGAGGAUGGCGGGAAAGAAUGGAUGACUGGAAGCUCCAGCAUGGGAAUCUUGGGCCAGAACCAGAUGAUGAUCCUGAGAUGGGACUGAUUGACGAAGCACGGCAGCCACUCUCGCGGAAAGUGCCCAUUGCCUCAAGCAAGAUCAAUCCAUAUCGGAUGGUCAUCGUGGCUAGGCUUGUGAUUCUAGCAGUUUUUCUACGGUAUAGGCUCUUGAACCCAGUGCAUGAUGCUCUGGGGUUAUGGCUGACCUCUGUGAUCUGUGAAAUCUGGUUCGCUGUCUCUUGGAUUCUUGAUCAGUUUCCCAAGUGGUUCCCCAUUGAACGUGAGACCUAUCUAGAUCGGCUUUCCCUCAGGUACGAGAGAGAAGGUGAACCAAAUAUGCUUGCCCCUGUAGAUGUCUUUGUCAGUACGGUGGACCCGCUGAAGGAACCUCCCCUCGUCACAUCCAACACUGUGCUUUCAAUCUUGGCCAUGGACUACCCAGUUGAGAAAAUCUCCUGCUAUGUCUCUGACGAUGGUGCUUCAAUGCUCACAUUCGAAUCUCUCUCGGAAACUGCCGAGUUUGCAAGAAAAUGGGUUCCCUUCUGUAAGAAAUUCUCCAUAGAGCCACGGGCACCAGAGAUGUACUUCACGUUGAAAAUUGAUUAUCUCCAGGACAAAGUCCACCCAACGUUUGUUAAGGAACGUCGAGCCAUGAAGAGAGAAUAUGAGGAGUUCAAGGUCAGGAUCAAUGCUCUCGUGGCUAAGGCCUCAAAGGUUCCUCUAGAAGGUUGGAUCAUGCAAGAUGGAACACCAUGGCCAGGGAACAACACCAAGGACCACCCCGGUAUGAUCCAAGUCUUCCUCGGCCACAGCGGAGGAUUUGAUGUUGAAGGCCACGAGCUUCCUCGGCUUGUGUACGUGUCCCGUGAGAAGCGUCCUGGUUUUCAGCACCACAAGAAAGCUGGCGCCAUGAACGCCCUGGUUCGAGUGGCAGGCGUACUCACAAAUGCUCCUUUCAUGCUGAACUUGGACUGUGAUCACUAUGUGAACAACAGCAAGGCCGUGAGGGAAGCAAUGUGUUUUUUGAUGGAUCCUCAGAUUGGAAAGAAGGUCUGCUAUGUUCAGUUCCCUCAAAGGUUCGACGGUAUUGACACGAACGAUCGUUACGCCAACAGAAACACAGUCUUCUUUGAUAUCAAUAUGAAAGGUCUAGAUGGAAUCCAAGGUCCAGUUUAUGUUGGUACUGGUUGUGUUUUCAAACGACAAGCUCUGUAUGGUUAUGAACCACCAAAGGGUCCUAAACGUCCAAAGAUGAUUAGCUGUGGUUGUUGUCCUUGCUUUGGGCGCCGGAGAAAGAAUAAGAAGUUUUCCAAGAAUGACAUGAAUGGUGACGUAGCAGCCCUUGGAGAAGGUGAUAAGGAGCAUUUGAUGUCUGAAAUGAACUUUGAGAAAAAGUUUGGGCAAUCAUCCAUCUUUGUAACCUCAACUUUGAUGGAAGAAGGUGGCGUUCCUCCGUCAUCAAGUCCUGCAGUGCUCCUUAAGGAGGCAAUCCACGUCAUAAGCUGCGGUUAUGAAGAUAAGACUGAGUGGGGAACUGAGCUGGGUUGGAUCUAUGGCUCUAUCACAGAGGAUAUUUUGACGGGUUUCAAGAUGCAUUGCCGUGGCUGGAGGUCUAUUUACUGCAUGCCUAAGAGGCCUGCAUUCAAAGCCAUCUGUCUCCUUACUGACAAAUUCAUCAUGCCACCGAUAAGCACAUUUGCUAGUCUCUUCUUCAUCUCACUGUUUAUGUCGAUCAUUGUAACGGGAAUCUUGGAAUUGAGAUGGAGCGGAGUUAGCAUUGAGGAAUGAAUUGAUCCUUUUGUGCUCAAGACCAAAGGACCUGACACUUCCAAGUGUGGCAUCAACUGCUGAAGCAAAUUUUUUCCGUCUUCUGAAACUUUUCUGUACUGUCCAGAGUGUUUUCACUUCUUUUUUUGGAUUGCAUAAUUGGAUUUUGUUUAUUGUAUAUUAGCCAGCAAAACAGAUGGAUUUGGAAUUAUUGUGAGAGAUAAAUGCAUUGUAAAAGAAGAUUCGAACAAAAUUACUUUUUAGUU
This is a messenger RNA of Arabidopsis arenosa, 2690 nucleotides long. NCBI's taxonomy places the organism in Eukaryota, Viridiplantae, Streptophyta, Magnoliopsida, Brassicales, Brassicaceae. The record is from the annotation of a GenBank genome assembly.